GUUCAAGAAUAAUGGUCAUCCUUCUAAUCAGGAAAUGGUUUAGUGAAUUCUUGACGACCAUUAUGUGUUUCAUAAUGUUGAUUUUGACCAAAACUAGAAAGAAGACGAUAGACAGGGUUUCUUCUUCCAAAUUAAUGUUGGGAAAAUUAUUCCCUCCUGAAAUCUUGACGUUGUUUGGAUCUUGAAAUUGUUGAUCGUUUCCAUCCAAAUAAACUCAUAUGGUGAGUCCUCAAGGAUUGCAUGAAGAAAGAUUGGUAGCUGUGGGCAUUGAUAAAAAUAAAGGAAGUCAAUAUGCACUUAGAUGGGCUACUGAGAAUGUACUUGCAAAAGGCCAAAAGGUCACGUUACUCCAUGUUCCAUCAACACCUCCAUCCCCAACGUCGUUUCACAAUGGCAUAGUAGGAGGCAAUGAUCUAUCAAUUGGACAAGAUCCAAACAACCAAUGUACAGAUUUGUUUCUUCCUUUUCGAGUCUUUUGUUCUUUCAAAGAAGUAGCAUAUGACCUAAUCACACUUGAAGGUCAUGACAUUGCUAAGGCUCUCAUUGACUAUGUUUCACUAUAUAGAGUUCAAAAUUUGGUACUUGGUUGUCCAUCAAAGAAUGGGAUUUCAAGACUUUUCACUAAAAGUGAUGUUGCAAAUAUUGUACUGAAAAAGGCACCGAGCUUUUGCAAUAUUUACAUAGUUUCCAAAGGAAAGAUCAGUUCUGCAAGAUUGGCUUCUCACCCGUUGAAAAAGAGAUCCUCAGUUCCUAGCAUACAAAUUCCACUACGCAAUUCCAACUUUGAUGCAACUAGUUUCAUGUCGCCGUUUCCGAGGCUUAGUACAUCAACAAACAAGAUAGCAGAUGAGCUUAAUGUGCCAAAAGCCGAGCACUCAUUUCCAGGUUCAGAUAGACUGAGCACGGAUAGUGUAUUCCUGGAUUGCUAUGAUAAUUUAGGAUGUGAAUUUCAACCUCGUCGUCCUUCAAAAUCUUUGAAUUUCAUCGACAGCAAAAGUGGUGAUCACCCUACGAGGUUCAUUGGAUCAAAGUUUUCUGGUUUUAGUCCUACAAGGUUGGUUGAUCAUCUUGACUCCGCAUAUGACUUGCUACUAUCCGAACAGAAAUGUGAAGAAAACUCAUUGUCCUCAGAUAAAAUUAAAGAAAUGGAAGAAAAGAUGAGAAGACUAGAGUUACAAACAAUUCAGACUAUGGAAAUGUACCAUGCAGCCUGCAAAGAAGCACUACGAGAGAAACAAAAGGUUAAGGAACUUGAGAAUUUGAGGAAGGAAGAUGAGAAGAAACUAGUAGAAGCGAGGCGUCAAAAGGAAGAGGCAUUGGCCUGUGUUGCGAAGGAAGAGGCAUUAAGAAUGGCAUCAAAGGAAGAGGCCAAAGCAGCUCAAAAAAAGGCUGAAAGAGAGGCACAAAGGAGAAAGCGUUCGGAAAGAAAAGCACAAAAAAAAUCUGAGGCCAAGAAGACUGCACUAAAGUCCUUAGUUCACUCUCAAAAGGCCAUAAAGUAUCAAAGCUUACUUAGGAUACUUGUGGUUUUGAUAAUAUUUUACGUUUAUUUCUUUGAGUUGAGAUGAACCUUCAGUCAAUAGAGAAGAAAGGGGGAGGGAUAUGUUUGGUAUGUUAUCUAUUUUUUGCUUAAUUUUAUUAUAUAUUAAGAAAGUAAUAUAUUUUUUGAGUUUCUA
Nicotiana tabacum (common tobacco) is the source of this 1676-nucleotide messenger RNA. RefSeq lists its product as uncharacterized. The record is from RefSeq and is a predicted model, not a curated record. NCBI's taxonomy places the organism in Eukaryota, Viridiplantae, Streptophyta, Magnoliopsida, Solanales, Solanaceae.